Molecule: messenger RNA, 2478 nt
Organism: Symbiodinium pilosum
Lineage: Eukaryota; Dinophyceae; Suessiales; Symbiodiniaceae
Source: the annotation of a GenBank genome assembly
AUGAGCAGCGAGAGACACAUUUCCAUUGGGCGGCAGAACUGUCAGGAUAUUUGGUUACGCAAGCUUCUGGAUGGCAAUUUGAAACAGUUUUUGGCCUUAACGACACUCGUUGUUCAUAACUAUGACGAGGCAAUCGCUUUCUUUGUCGGUGUUCUGGGUUUCGAUUUGAUAGAGGACACGUAUCUGCCAGUGGAGGAUAAACGCUGGGUAGUCGUGGCGCCCAAAGGUUCUGUUGAGAGCCGACUUCUCCUUGCUCGUGCAGAUCACGGGUCACAGGUAGCGUGUGUUGGGAGCCAGGCUGGCGGCCGGGUUUUUCUGUUCCUGCAUACCGAUGAUUUCUGGCGUGAUUACACGUCCUACAAAGCAUCCGGUGUGAACUUUGUCGAACCACCAAGGCAGGAGCCCUAUGGUACGGUGGCGGUAUUCGAGGAUGUGUGCGGCGGUGUGCUGGCAAUCACAGUUGUUCUGCCGUUCGUGUUGACAUACGCCCAAGGCAGUAAUCUUGCUGGGGGUGCGCCUCGAAGCGAUGACGGUCGGUUUGAAAAUCUCGCUGGCGAGAUCGGCCACGGUACGUUGUCUGUCAGAGUGCCUUUUAUCCUGCGGCGCUUUGGGACUUACUUCCGCAGUGGAGAAGAUGCCCCGGAACGCAUCGCCAACGACGGAGAUUUCCUGCGCGAAAACGCGCGACACAGUGUGCCGACGGUGACAUGGGUCGGUCAUGCCACUCUGCUUGUGCAAAUCGGGCACCUUACUUUUCUGACCGAUCCGACAUGGUCGAAUCGGCCGAGUCCAGUGCCACUGAUCGGUCCCAAGCGUUAUGUUGAGCCGGGGUUAUUGAUGGAAGAUCUGCCGCCGAUCGACUUCGUGAUUAUUUCUCACAACCAUUAUGAUCAUCUGGACCUGCCGACGUUACGUGCAUUGGCAAACCGCAGUCCGGAGACUGUAUUUUAUGUGCCGCUUGGCAAUGGUGGGCUGCUACGCGAGCAGCAGAUUGAAAAUGUGCAGGAACUUGAUUGGGGGCAGACGGUGGUCCACGAGGGUGUCACUGUUCAUUGCCUGCCCUCUCAGCACUGGAGUAAAAGAAGUCUCGCAGAUGAUCAUAAAGCCUUGUGGUCUUCCUGGGCGGUCACGUCUGUGGACCGGCGUUUUUACUUCGCGGGCGAUACAGGCUAUUUCUCAGAAUUCGAAGCCAUUGGAAAACGGCUGGGGCCUUUUGAUCUGGUGGCUGUGCCUAUUGGCGCUUAUGAACCCCGGGCCAUGAUGCGCGAAUCACAUAUGAACCCUGAAGAGGCCGUGCAAGCUGCCAUCGACCUGAAUGCCGAGCGUGCUGUGGCGAUACAUUUUGGUACCUUCGAUCUCUCUGACGAGCCGCUGGCAGAGCCGCCCCAACGCUUUAUUGUGAUCGAGUCGUUGCGGGAGAUUGGUUUUGAAGACAUCACCGCAAAACUGGCGUUCUACGAUCUGAUGUUCAAUCAAUGUCAACCACGUCAGGCGGUGGAGCGCUACGUCGGAGCCCAAUAUAUUCAGCACAAUCCGGAAGUCGCGGAUGGUAAAGUGGCCUUCAUUGAAUACUUUGAGCGUAUGGCCCGCGAGUUUCCCGGUAAGCGCGUCACGUUCAAGCGUGUGGUGGCGGAAGAGGAGUUUGUUGUCCUGCAUUGUCAUCAGGAGUGGCCAGGUAAUCUGGACUAUGCAGGUAUCGAUAUUUUCCGUUUUGAUGACAACGGCAAAAUUGUCGAGCACUGGGAUGUUCUGCAGGUGCGGCAUCUGUCGGUUGCGGUGCCUGAGAUUGUUGCCUUGGGUCGGCCUGCAUAUGGCUAUUCCGAGUCGUGGUCGAUUGUUGGGUGGCUUGACGGUGAGUUGCCGCCGGCCUGUGGGCUAAAAAAAGUUGCAACCGCGCAAAGUCGUGGGCUGGCUGCAGAUCUGGCUGAUGUCAUUCUUGCCCUCCGCGGUAUUGAAGUUCCCGAGGCGGCCGCUACUGACCCCGGCUUACGCUGGUAUAGAGGGCGGUCGCUGGCCGAGUACGAUCGUCAUAUGCGGCGCACAAUUCAGGAUUGCCGAUCCAUUGAGGGUUUGGAUCUUGAUCUCGACGCCGUGUUGGAUGUCUGGCAGCGUUCAAUAUUGUUGCCAGGCGCAGAUGAUGUGGGACCUGACCGCUGGUAUCACAGCGACCUGGUUGCAGAGAAUCUAUUGCUGAAAGACGACAGACUCUCAGCGGUGCUGGAUUUUGGCGGGCUGGCUGUGGGUGACCCAACCAUCGAUCUACACGGUGCAUGGGAGCUGUUUGAUCACCAGAGUCGCGAGGUGUUUCGAACCCGGCUAGGUGUAGAGGAUGCUCCGUGGUUGCGCGGUCGUGCCUGGGCCCUGGCUAUUGCGCUAGGCACAUUCAGCUACUACUGGACAAAAAUGCCGGGACGCAUGCACGACAGGCUGAUAAUGGCACGAGCUGUGUUGGCAGAUGUUGAGGAUCGGGGCGAAUGA